UGUUCCAGCCUACAGUAUAUUCUGCUGCUUAUCCGGGGGAUGUCACACCGCUGCUAUUUUCUCCCCUCAGUCCUUCUCACUCUCAGCCUACAGCUCAAGCGGACUGACACGGGGCUUUGGAUAGAAAGAAACGAACAAUAAGAUACAAAACCGAGGCCAAAAUGGCAGAGCUUGGAGCGGGAAGCCUGUCGUUAGGGGAUCCUGCGUUUAAUUAUCAGGAACACGAGCUGAACGAGCGGCUGAAACGGCUGUACCCGGCUGUGAACGAGGAAGAGACCCCUUUACCCCGAUCCUGGAGCCCCAAGGAUAAAUACAGCUACAUUGGGCUGUCACAGAACAACCUGCGGGUCCAUUACAAAGGCCAUGGGAAGAACCACAAGGACGCAGCAUCAGUGCGAGCCACACACCCGAUCCCUGCUGCCUGUGGGAUCUACUACUUUGAAGUCAAGAUUGUCAGCAAAGGUCGAGACGGGUACAUGGGCAUUGGCCUGUCUGCCCAGGGAGUCAACAUGAACAGAUUGCCUGGAUGGGACAAGCACUCAUACGGUUACCAUGGAGAUGACGGCCACUCCUUCUGCUCCUCCGGGACCGGCCAACCAUACGGCCCGACAUUCACCACAGGGGACGUGAUCGGAUGUUGUGUUAACCUCAUCAACAACACUUGCUUUUACACCAAAAAUGGCAUCAGUUUAGGUGUAGCCUUCACAGACCUCCCUCCCAACCUGUACCCCACAGUGGGGCUUCAAACUCCGGGGGAGAUCGUAGACGCUAACUUUGGCCAGCAGCCGUUUGUCUUCGACAUUGAGGACUACAUGAGCGAAUGGCGGGCCAAGAUCCACGGCAUGAUCGCUCGCUUCCCCAUAGGAGAGAGGCUGGGGGAGUGGCAGUCUGUCCUGCAGAAUAUGGUUUCCAGCUACCUAGUGCAUCAUGGGUACUGUGCCACUGCAACAGCCUUCGCCAGAGCCACAGAGACCAUGAUACAAGAGGACCAGACAUCUAUAAAGAACAGACAGAAGAUACAGAAGCUGGUGCUUGCGGGACGGGUGGGUGAAGCCAUAGAUGCUACUCAGCAGCUUUAUCCCGGCCUGUUAGAACACAACCCCAACCUACUAUUCAUGUUGAAGUGUCGUCAGUUUGUGGAGAUGGUGAACGGUACAGACAGCGAGGUUCGCUGCUUGGCCAUUCGCUCCCCCAAGUCCCAGGACAGCUACCCUGGCUCACCCAGCCUCAGCCCCCGCCACGGAGCCAGCAACACACACCUGCACACCGGAGAAGCAGACAGCCCAACCUGCAGUAACGGAGUGACUCCCCCCAACAAGUCAAAGAGCCACAGUGGCACAGGCAGCAGCAGCAUCAAAUACCCCAGCGUGUCCUCCUCCGCCUCCUCUUCCACCUCCUCCUCCCCUUCCUCCGUCAACUACUCUGAGUCCAACUCCUCCGACUCCACGAAGAGCCAGCCACACAGCGCCAAUAGCACCCAGGAAACCAGUGACAGUGAGAUGGAGAUUGAAGCAGAGCACUAUACAAACGGGGUUGUUGAGGGCUCCUCAGCGCGGAUCAUGAAUGGCACAUACAAACACGAAGAGAUCCUUCAGCCAGACGACAACAGUAUUGGCAAUGGGGUCACAGAUGAGGGUUGUAGUAAUGGUAGACAGCUCUGUGGAGGCAACCAGGCAGCCACAGAGAGGAUGAUCCAUUUUGGAAGGGAGCUGCAGGCGCUAAAUGAACAGCUGUGCCGGGAGUAUGGCAAAAAUGCCACACACAAGAAGAUGUUACAGGAUGCAUUCAGCCUGCUAGCGUACUCGGACCCGUGGAACUGCCCCGUGGGCCAGCAGUUAGACCCUACACAGAGAGAAUCACUCUGCUCCGCACUCAACAGCGCCAUACUUGAGUCUCAAAAUCUGCCUAAGCAGCCUCCACUGAUGUUAGCGCUCGGCCAAGCCACAGAGUGUGUUCAACUCAUGGCCCGAGUCCGGUCUGGUUCCUGCUCCUUUGCCAGAGUAGACAACUUUUUGCACUAGCCCAGGUCCAGGUUAAUGUUAAAGUAGCACUGAGAGAAGAAGGCAUGUCCAGCAGGUAGUUGUCGUGGCAACGGGGGAAAGAGCAUGCGUGUGAUUGGGGUGUUUGGCUGUCCGUCAUACCGAGCCAGCUGCAAAGAUAGAGGAACAGAGGAGAGCGGGAGAGACGAAAGCUUCCUUUUAAUUUAGUAUUAUCAAAUAAAGAAAUGUGUGACACUAUUUAAAGAUAAUUAAUUAUUAUUCUGUUUAUCUAGCCAUUUUAUAGUUCUUUUUUUGUCAGUUUGUUGUGCUCAUCCUGGACAAAACAAAUUGUAAAUUCCCUUUUUAUUUUUUCUUCUGUUUUAAUGGGUGGAUUUUUAUUACCUUUGUUCAGUACUUUACACACAUUGUUGUUGUUCACCAUAUCACAGACCACAAUACCCCCCCCACAUCUGGCUACCACAGUAACCUCCACAACUGUAGGUCAACUUAACAAAACCUGAGGUAUAUUAACAUCAUCUUUGAUAAGAUACAGAAGACAGACAGACUGUUAGCCCUUUAUCCUUCUAAAAUACUACAAAGUGCGUUCAUUACUGAAAUACAUUCAGCGAACGACUGCUCGCAUGAAAAACACCAUUGAUUGUGUGGAGCGGAUGAUUAGCUCUGGUAAUGGCUGAUGCCGUUCAGUAGUUAACAUUGCCGCUGAUGUAAAAUAGAAAAUGGACAAAAAAUAUUCUUAUUACAAGCUUGGAAAUAACAAUGGAGUUGUGUGUCACAGUUUUGGAAUCCCCUUAGAGCAAAAUACUUUGCAUGAACAGGUUAACAACAUCCUGAACAAAGCAUCACCUGUGUAAUAAAAUAGAAUCGAAGGGCCUCAGAACUGCCAGUAACUAGGUGGAGAGGGUGAUGACAAGGGUUACAAUUGGAAUAUUGAGGUGUUGGGGGUCUUAAUUUUACUGGAACAACCACAGCUCCGACCAAUCAGUGAUGUGGUUGCAUGGGGCAGAGCUCAGCACCAGCUGCAGGUAAAACACAUGCUCUCAAAUCCCAACAUAACACUAUUAUCCUGGUUUGCCUUGAUACCAGCAUAAAGAAAAUCACUCUCAAAGGCAGACUAACAAGCACAGGGUAUGGCUGGCUAAAAGUCAAGUAGCCCCUGGGGAUUUUUCAUUUAUUUAUAUAUUUUUUAUUUUUUUGCCUGACCUGCUCUGGUGCAUGUGCUGUCGCAAGUGGAAUUUUAAAUAAAGCGGUAAAAUAAUUUGCCCAACAAGAAGGUUUUUAAGUCUUGGGUGUUAAUCGUGUGAUAAUUAAGUUACAGUCAAACAGUUUCUCACUGUUAAUUUCAUUCUGGGCAUUUAAUACAAAACCCUCUCAAAGGUUGUUAAAACCACCUGAGUGAGUUAAGG
Molecule: messenger RNA, 3403 nt
Organism: Etheostoma cragini (Arkansas darter)
Lineage: Eukaryota; Metazoa; Chordata; Actinopteri; Perciformes; Percidae
Gene: ranbp10
Product: RAN binding protein 10
Exons: 15
Coding region: 162-2021 (619 amino acids)
Biological process (GO): cytoskeleton organization; cell surface receptor signaling pathway
Cellular component (GO): cytoplasm
Molecular function (GO): protein binding
Source: RefSeq, a predicted model, not a curated record